Perognathus longimembris pacificus (Pacific pocket mouse) is the source of this 4008-nucleotide messenger RNA. RefSeq names its product NIMA related kinase 7 (gene Nek7). Gene Ontology annotation, biological process: protein phosphorylation. The transcript is spliced from 10 exons. NCBI's taxonomy places the organism in Eukaryota, Metazoa, Chordata, Mammalia, Rodentia, Heteromyidae. The record is from RefSeq and is a predicted model, not a curated record. Gene Ontology annotation, molecular function: protein kinase activity; ATP binding. The coding region runs from base 313 to 1221 and encodes 302 amino acids.
GGCGGCUGCGGCGGGAGGCGGCGCGGGCGCGCGGAGGAUGGGCCGCCGCUAGGCUCGCUCCGGGGACGCGCGUUGCCGUGCGCGGGGCGGGAGCCGAGCCUGCAGCGUCCGCGGGGGCGGCGCGGCGCGGCGCGGCGGGAGGUAGCCGACCGGCUCCGGGCCUCGCAGCCUCAGCGUCUCUCCACCUCCGGCCCUGAGGGCCUCCGCACGGCUACGCCUGGCCCAGCUGCCCGCGCCACCCCGGGCCCUCGAGGGCGGGAGCGCGGAGAAGCCCCCACUUCUAGAGUUCCAAAGUUUCUGUGGCUGCAGACAAUGGAUGAGCAAUCACAAGGAAUGCAAGGCCCACCUGUUCCCCACUUCCAACCACAGAAGGCCUUACGACCAGAUAUGGGCUAUAAUACAUUAGCCAACUUUCGAAUAGAGAAGAAAAUUGGUCGCGGACAAUUUAGUGAAGUUUACAGAGCAGCCUGUCUCUUGGAUGGAGUAUCGGUAGCUUUAAAAAAAGUGCAGAUAUUUGAUUUAAUGGAUGCCAAAGCACGUGCUGAUUGCAUCAAAGAAAUAGAUCUACUUAAGCAACUCAACCACCCGAAUGUAAUUAAAUAUUAUGCAUCAUUCAUUGAAGAUAAUGAACUCAACAUAGUUUUGGAAUUAGCAGAUGCUGGUGAUCUCUCCAGAAUGAUAAAGCACUUUAAGAAGCAGAAGAGGCUGAUUCCGGAGAGAACGGUCUGGAAGUACUUUGUGCAGCUGUGUAGUGCGCUGGAGCACAUGCACUCCCGGAGAGUCAUGCACAGAGACAUAAAACCAGCCAAUGUGUUCAUCACAGCCACUGGGGUAGUGAAACUGGGAGAUCUGGGGCUCGGUCGGUUUUUCAGCUCCAAAACCACAGCUGCACAUUCUUUAGUGGGUACCCCUUAUUACAUGUCUCCAGAGAGAAUACACGAGAAUGGAUACAACUUCAAGUCUGACAUCUGGUCUCUUGGCUGCCUGCUGUACGAGAUGGCUGCACUACAGAGUCCUUUCUAUGGUGACAAGAUGAAUUUAUACUCGCUGUGUAAGAAAAUAGAGCAGUGCGACUACCCACCUCUUCCUUCAGAUCACUACUCAGAAGAACUCCGACAGUUAGUUAACAUGUGCAUCUACCCAGACCCGGAGAAGCGGCCGGACGUCACCUAUGUGUAUGACGUGGCCAAGAGGAUGCACUCGUGCACCGCCAGCAGCUGAGCGCGUGGCUCGUGAGGAACGUCACCCGGACAGCGUCAAGUAUUUCUGCAAAUCAUACCUCCCCGUGUGUGUCUGCCUGUCAAGAUUCGUGCUUCAGAGCCAGUGGGCUUUGAAUCCUUAACCAGUUUUCAGAUGUUUCAUUUUGUACCAAUCUGUUGCACCUUCUGGGAAACCCCCCCAGAAUGGCUUCCGGAUGAUCAAAUUGCACAGUAGAAAGGUAGGGAAAGGAGAUAGUCUCUCAUGCCUAAAGGGUUUUAAGAAUGACUUGCAUUUUUUUCUGGUGGUAAAUUGUGUGGAGAUAGACCAUCGGUGCCAGAUAGGGAGGGUGCGCCUUGGCCUUCGUCAGAGCGAUUGGAAACCUGAGAAGUGUCUGAACACCGGCCUCCUUCGCUUGCUAGUUGCUUGUGGACACUGAGAUAAACACGGUUGUGAAUGCGUGUGAAUUUUCUUUUAAGUUCGAAGUAUGUGUUUUAGUUCUUAGCAUUUAUCUUUUAAAUAUACUUCUUACGCUAAAUAUAAACAAAGUAUUUGAGAAACAUUCAAAAUUCUUAGCUUACACAUUCAGAGUGCAACUAUUAAAUGUGAAAAGGUGUGGGGGUAAAAUGUGAUUUGGACACUGAAGAGUCUUUUAAUAGCUUUGAUCUUCUCAGCAUUUAAGUGGUACAAAUGAAUCCAUUUAAAAAGUGGUUAAGGAUCCAUUUGGCUGGUGUGAUAGUAAUUUUUAAGUUCCAUAUUGCCUAAGGCCUUUUCUGUGUGUUUUUAUUACUGUUUGUACAUUUGAAAAAUAUUCUUCAAGUAAUCUUGCAGUACUAUAUUUCAAUUUCUCUAUGAGUCUAAAUGCAUUUUAAGUCAUAAUUGUACACAAUAAUGUAAGCAUGUUUUUAUUCAUAGAUUUUAUUGAAAUUCUGAUUUUUCCCCUGAAAAUUUUUUAUAUUCUUCAAAUUACUUUCUUAUUUAUAUUAUGUGUGCAUUUUAGCCAUUUGUGUUUCAGAUUUUUCUGAGAACGUGAUGCCCAUUGAAAUUGAAAAUAGUUUUUAAACUUUUUAAAAUUUUGGCCACCUGGUAUGCAUGUGUUUUGUCUUGUCAGAGAGGAAGUGAGUAUGUGUGUUACAGUGUACCUGUGUAUGUGGAUAAUUGGCAGUGAUUUUAGAACAUGUUUAAGGACAUGGAAACUGGCCAUUACUAUAGCCAGGCUGUAAUGAGAGGAACAUUUUGUGGAAAAGCUUUGAGUGAAGUAGUGUAUUUGUGCCUGAAGACAAUAGAGAGGGGAAUGCUUAAUUUAGUUGAAGGAAAUGGGCUGAGUGUAGUAAGUGCUGGAGACCGGUUUUUCUGAGUGCCUUCAUACCAUAGCCACCAGUCGCUCAGAACUGUGAAACCCGAGGUCAGUGACCGUCACUGAGAAGGUCUCUGUGUGCGUCACCAACCCACCACCACCCGUGGCCCGGCCAUCCUGCCAUCCAGGAGGCCUGGUCUUCAGAGAGCUCAUGUCAGCCGGGAGAGCUACACGUUUUGUUUCUCCACAUAGUUUUGUAUUUUCAUUUGCUCAAAUGUGUGAACUCUAAGCAUAUAUACAUGUCAAAAAGGUAUAAAACCUUUUGUGUUUAAUAGUUUGCCUGGUUCCAUAUGGAUAUCUGAAGGGUAGUUUUAUCUUGGACUAAAUAAGCAAAGGAAACCUUGCCGGUCUCUUUUAUGAAGCUGUUUACCAGACUCUCAUGACUCAGAACCUUCAUACUAAGCACCAGAAGCUUGUACCCAGAAGAAAGAACCAGUAGACUUGUUUGUGUUGACCAUAAUUGUAAUCAUUUUCAUAUAAUUGAGAUGAAAUGUUGACUUUUUCUUUCAGUCUUGAAGCAUACAUGGAUGUAAGCUUUAUUAGCUUAACCCCUCACAGAGCCUUCUGAGUGGAGAUUUAAGCUGUCCUUCUCUUUUCUAUGAAGCUAGCUUCUACAAAGAAAUAGCUAGGGAAAACUUUAAUUGUCAGGGAAAUAUAUGACUAUUUUCCUUGUGCGGAAGCUCUUUGUUUCAGAUACAAUAUCUCCUUUUUAAUCAGAAUGUUCCUGUUUACCUGAAGAAGCUAUGGUAGAAAGCCCAAUUUAAUUUCCAGUGGGAUCAUUUCAAGGAACGAUGGGUGUGAUUAGCAGCUCUAGUCAUUAUAAUUACUGAUUAAAAAUUCUUUUUAUAUUUCUGUUUCUAAGCAGAUGUUACACUAAGCAAAACAUUGGCGUUGAUUUAAGAAGCUGUCGAUGCAAGGUCCAUCCUAUUCCAAACCUUGCUCAGACCAUGGUACCCAGGAUGCCCUGGGGAGGGGCGAGUGACUGCGUGCCGCACGUGGAGGCUGAGGAGUGGUGCGUGUGGUAUGUCCCCGUAUAAACAAAGGGCUCCGAAGUGUGCAAUGAUUAUGAAGUUAGUAGAUAAUACAACCACUCCCCAUGUGCUCUACCGUUCUGCAUAGGAUCUAUCACAAAACACCUUUCUUGUAGCCUUGUACUUCAGGUGUUGCUGUUGACACUUACCAUGAUAUUUAUUUUAACCAAAAUGUUGUUACCACAUUAAAUGUUUAUUCGUUAAAAUGAAUGUAUUGUUUAUAACCCACAAGUGCAUAAUUACUCUGUGCCUCAUAUUUCAAUAGUACUGUAACAUGAACUUCUUUUGUGAAAGACUUUUAUUUUGUUAAUGCUUUAAAUACACAUACAAAAAGAUUCUGUUGUUAGCUUUGAAACUGUACAAUAUCCUAAUAUAAAUUUAUAAAAAUAAAAAACGAGUACUCUAGAAUUUGAGUGUCCAUUU